This is a messenger RNA of Rhagoletis zephyria (snowberry fruit fly), 414 nucleotides long. RefSeq lists its product as uncharacterized. The record is from RefSeq and is a predicted model, not a curated record. NCBI's taxonomy places the organism in Eukaryota, Metazoa, Arthropoda, Insecta, Diptera, Tephritidae.
UAGCUUUUGAUUGUACUUUAGUUGGAACAAAUUUCGCGGCAAGUGUUUUAGUGAAUAUGCGGAAUUGUUGAGUAGUGCAUCAGCCAUUUUUGCGAAAAGCGUUUGUCUAUCUCUGCCAUGGUGAAUGAUACCAUCGACAUUGCCUCGCAUAUUUUAGAUUUUAAUUUUGACUCUUCCGUGACACAACAGCAACAACAACAACAAAAACAACAAGAAACGUUACAACGUUCCGCUAGUAAUAAUACACUCAGAAAAAAUCAACAGAGAGUGCAUCAAAAAUUAGCAAAACAGGAUCAACAGGACAAGCGAAAUUCUGUGAAUCUACAAAUUCUACCCAGCAGCGCUGAGAAUUUAAGCUGGACAUUUUUCGAUCAAGUCUCUACUUUGGACAAUCAAUUACGCGGCGAUGAAGAG